AUGCCAUCCAAUCCGUUUGUUCCGCGAACAAUGUCGACGUCUUAUGUCCAGCCCGCGUCGACACCCGCCAUCAUUGUCAAUGGCAAGCCGUGGACCGUCGGCUCUCACUAUGGCCCCAUCUCCUGGAACUCGGAGAACGUACACGCAAACGCCAUGGGCUUGAGUUCGACGGGCAAGGGCAUCCUUAUCGGCAUGCUGUCUGCCUUUGGCUCGGCUGCAUUUGUCGCCAUCAUUCUCGCUUGCAUCUACUUCUUCCGCUACACCAACCGUGGUCGUAUCUUCCUCGACAGCAUCGGCAGACCUGGAGAGUACGAUGAUGAGCAAGCUUUCUUGCGUGAAGAGGAGGAUGCUUUGGAGGACAUGGAUGACCUGCAGCGUGCCGAGUACCUCCGCGCCAAGGCCAAUCCUCCCGAAUCCGUCCAAACCGACAUUUCGCUCUCGCAGUUCCUCGCAAUCCAGGAGAAGGGUGUACAAGCUUGGGAGUUUGAGCCCGAGUUGGAGAUCGCAAACUGCUUUGUCGAAGGCCGCACUGAGAUCGAGUUCUUCGAUGCCGAGUGCAGCGUCCAGAGCAAUCUGCCUGUGCCCAAACAGAACGAGGUCUACUACUGGGAAGCAAAGAUCUUCGACAAACCCGACAACACCCUGAUCAGCAUUGGCAUGACCACAAAACCCUAUCCUCUUUUCCGACUCNCCUGGUACAACCAGCCUUUCUCCGGCACCAACUAUGCACCAUCAUACGAGCAGGGAGAUGUUGUCGGAGUAGGCUACAGACCUCGUACUGGGACCGUCUUCUUUACUCGCAACGGGAAAAAAUUGGAAGAUGUUGCCCAUGGUCUCAAAUCACAAAACCUCUUCCCCACCGUCGGAGCCAACGGACCUUGCAACAUCCAGGUCAACUUCGGUCAGAUGGGCUUCGUGUUCAUCGAAGCCAACGUUAAGAAAUGGGGUCUUGCUCCGAUGACUGGCAGCCUUGCGCCGCCGCCACCAUACGGCAGCGAACAAGGUAGCAUUCUCCUCGAAGGCGGUAGAGAGGGUGUUCGCGAGGGCCAAGCAUACAUUCAUGGCCGUACGCAUAGUGCCACUGUCCGCCUGGGUAGACCUCCGACUAGUCCUGGACCUCGACGAUCACCUACUGAGAUCUCACUUGCUCAGCUCAGUUUGAGCGAGUCAAGGGAAGACGUAGGUGAAGGCACGAGCUACACGGCAGCUGGUCACGUGUCCGAAGAUGAUCUCGCAAUGCCAUCGCACUCGGAUGCGCCGCCGCCGGAAUACGAGAGCCCAGAUGAAGAGAAUCAGUUCUCGACACCAAGACCGAGUAUGCACUCGGAGCAUUCGCACCUACUACCGCAUGACCCACCAAUUCCUUCUUACGAAGCAGCGGUUGGAGAGCGCGCGAGUGGGUCUCGUAAUGAUGACAACUAG
Messenger RNA from Aureobasidium vineae, 1422 nucleotides. The record is from the annotation of a GenBank genome assembly. Lineage: Eukaryota; Fungi; Ascomycota; Dothideomycetes; Dothideales; Saccotheciaceae.